Messenger RNA from Rhineura floridana, 7740 nucleotides. RefSeq names its product ArfGAP with dual PH domains 1 (gene ADAP1). The transcript has 11 exons. The record is from RefSeq and is a predicted model, not a curated record. The coding region runs from base 316 to 1443 and encodes 375 amino acids. Gene Ontology annotation, cellular component: plasma membrane; intracellular membrane-bounded organelle. Gene Ontology annotation, molecular function: phosphatidylinositol bisphosphate binding; GTPase activator activity. Gene Ontology annotation, biological process: positive regulation of GTPase activity. Lineage: Eukaryota; Metazoa; Chordata; Lepidosauria; Squamata; Rhineuridae.
AUGCUCGCUCCGGCUGGAGGAAUGCGGAACCUUCCCCCGUGCAAAGCGGUCUUGCCGGCGUCGCUGUUGCCGGCGCCUUUGGAGAAGAGAUGCUGAACGGAGGGCGGGCGAAAGGACACCACCCUGCCAUCCCCCCACCCCACCCCACCCCUAAGUCCUGCUAGCCCCCCCGCCCCACAGAGCAGGGUGGUGGCGGCGGCGGCGUCCUAAAUGAAGCAUCUCUUCCCAAUCUCCAAUCCUUCCCUCUCCUCCCUCCUGGCUUGUAAGUAGAAGCUCCCCCCGAUCAGCAAAGAUCGCUGAGGAACACCCCCCCCCAUGGCGAAAGAGAAGAGCAAGAAGGCUUUGCUGGGCUUGCUCCAGCAGGAGGGCAACGACGCGUGUGCGGACUGCGAGGCGCCCGAUCCAGACUGGGCAUCUCAUACUUUAGGAGUGUUCAUCUGCUUAAAUUGUUCAGGGAUCCAUCGCAACAUCCCACAUGCCAGCAAAGUUAAAUCUGUCCGUUUGGAUGAGUGGGAUAAUGCACAAGUUGAGUUUAUGGCUUCCUGUGGAAACAAUGCCUCAAAAGCAAAAUAUGAAUCAAAAAUCCCACCAUUUUAUUACAAGCCAACUUUUUCUGACUGCCUGCUGCUACGAGAACAAUGGAUCAGAGCCAAAUAUGAAAGGAAAGAAUUCAUUUACAUUGAGAAGCAAGAGCCUUACUCUGCAGGGUACCGGGAAGGAUUUCUUUGGAAGAGAGGCCGUGACAACGGACAGUUCUUGAGCAGGAAAUUUGUGCUUUCAGAACGGGAAGGCGCCCUAAAGUAUUACAACAAAAAUGACGCAAAAGAACCCAAAGCAAUUAUGAAGAUUGAGCAUCUGAACGCCACUUUCCAGCCUGGCAAAAUUGGGAACCCACAUGGACUGCAAAUCACAUACUUGAAAGACAACAGCACAAGAAACAUCUUUGUUUACCAUGAAGAUGGCAAGGAAAUGGUGGACUGGUUUAACGCCAUCCGUGCCGCUCGAUUCCAUUACUUACAAGUGGCAUUCCCCGGAGCGAGUGAUACUGAUCUGGUGCCAAAGCUUUCUAGGAACUACUUGAAGGAAGGUUACAUGGAGAAAACCGGACCAAAGCAAACAGAAGGCUUCAAGAAGCGUUGGUUCACCAUGGAUGACCGAAGGCUAAUGUAUUUUAAAGAUCCUCUGGAUGCCUUUGCAAGGGGCGAAGUUUUCAUUGGAAGCAAAGAAAACAGCUACAAGGUCUUAGAAGGGCUCCCACCGUCUAUCCAGGGAAACCACUGGCAGCACGGAAUAACCAUCGUGACCCCAGACAGGAAAUUUCUUUUUGCCUGCGAGACGGAAAGUGAUCAGCUGGAGUGGAUUUCAGCUUUCCAGAAAGUGAUAAGUAGGCCCAUGUUGCCACAGGAAUAUGCAGUGGAAGCCCAUUUCAAGCACAAACCAUAGCAGUAUCAGGCUGGACAGAACCAAGGAAUGAAAAUUUGUUUACAACACAAUCAACAUGGUUUGUUCUUUGUGAUGUGAGCAAUGGCAACAUACUCAGCAAAUCACAUUGGACUAACAAGAUGGGAGGUGCUAACAAUGGCCUCUGUGCUGGGAACGAUGGUGUUGCAGAGCCAAAGCAGACACUGUUUUUUAAAAACGUUGCAUAUCCUAAGUGAGAGGUGAUAUGGUUCUUACAUCUCAGGCUGUCCGAGGCACUCCCCUUAGUGACAUUGUCCGCCAUGCCUCACUACAUUAGGUAAGAAAUGAUCCUGGAGGCUUAGCAUGGGAGAUUUGGAAGGAUACUUACACCAUCUUCUUCCUGGCUAACCUGUAAUGAUAACAACACCCUUGUCCAAAACUGUUUCCUGAAGGGUUUCAUAAUCUCCAGUGACCAAGGAUAUCUUUUUCAGUGGAUGGCAGCCAUUAACUCGACACUCAUGGAGAGAUGGCAUUCAUUAGGUCCACUGUCCACUGUGUCUAGAGAGAACCAGCAUGAAGCCAAAAAGGCAUUGUGUGUGAUGCUGACAUUUCAACAAAGGACCAACCAUCAUCUUGCCAUCAUAUCCCACGAGGAGUCACUUUAUAGAACUAUCCAUUACAUGCUCAUUUGCUGGUGGGUUGCUUCUUAUGUCCUUGUGUUGCUUCAUAGAAGGUCCAUGUCUGCUUGAAGAGAUGACUUUUGUCAUGAUGUUUUGCUGUGGGGGCUCAUAAGGGGGAAGGCAGGAGAAGAGAUCUUAUUAGCAACGUGCUUGUAGGAACAGGACAAGGCGUUGACAGUGAAGUCAAAGGAUGGUGGCCUUUGCUAGUGAUGGGAAAAUUUUGUAUUCACUUCGCAUUUAAAGCCAUAUAGGCAUUUUCCGAAACAAUAGAACCCAAACACAGCCAUCUUUCCAAAUUUGUAUUUAUCCAACUGUUUGGUAUCCAACCAAACAGUAUUUAGCAAAAUGCAUAUAUUAAGGGUAAAUGUGCUUAACAAUUAACUAGUGAAAAUAACAUAACAAAAAUGCAUUAUAUUUGGCGAAAUUGGCACUAAAAUGCUGAAGAAUUUUUAUGAGAACUUUUAAAAGAAAAAAAUAGCAAAUUGCUGCAGAAACAUGGAGAACCGAAUAUCAGAUUGGAAGCAUGAGACACUGCAAGAACCAAAAUUAACAGAUCCCACCACUCACCUGGAGCUCCCUUGUUGUUGCCACAUCCCUGUGCUGACAAGCACACUUGCCACUGAGAUCACACUGUCCUUUGUUGUCCCCCUACAAGCCACCACUGGUGCUUGGGUGUUAGGACCUGUUCAAGUAGCAUUCAGUUGGAAAAUGUUUAUUCCAAGCCAUACAACCUGGUGUGGUUCUGAGCUGAGGCAGGCCUGCACAACUUGGUGCCGAGUCGAAAUGUUCCCUGCUAACUUUACCACCCUGUACCCAAAGAGCAGCAAAGUACAGGGCAAACUUUACCCAUGGUGGCAAUUGUGCUUGCAGCUGCUGGUUAGUGGUUUGUUUGUUUUUAAACCUGCUAGGCUCCAGAGUGAAGAUUGGAAGUCUUGCCCUCAUUCUGAUGAUUCCACUUGAAAUGACAUUGUUGUGAAGCCAGUUCAGAGUGAGGGCUGUGUUUUCCCUCACUCUGGAGUCUGAUGGAUAAUUAAAAAAAAAAGCGCACACACACACACAGCACUCAGGACUUCAGUGAGUACAGUUGAUGUUGUCACCACCAUCACAAGACAAGUGGUGGUAGCAAUGGAAAAUGUGGAGAAACUUCAUGCGACCAACUUUGCACACACAUCCCUCCUGUGCUGCUUUGUGACUUGAACAUAGCCCACCAAGUCAUAUAGAAUCUGUUUUUGCUGCCUCCCUGGGGUUCUUGACAUAGGCUAAAAUAUGUGGCUGGGUUUCUUUAAUUUUUGCUUUGAAGUCAUAGAUUGGGCAGGCCUAGUCUAAAGGACUGUGAUAAGAACUACCAUAGCUUUCUCAACCCAAGAGCCGUGUGUGUGUGUUUAAUUAGCAAAAGGGAGCCACUCAUUGUAAAAAUUAAAAGGCAAAGCAAACUUCUUCAAUAUUAAACUCUUUAUUAAUUACAAAAUUCUCACCUAUACUCUUGCACCUAUCGGAAAUACAUACAAUCCUUUGAAAUUCUCUCUCUCCCCAAAUAUGGUUGACUGGUGUGGUUUUGACAUAAACAUAAAUGAUUCCAGGCUAUGGUGGGAAGGCACCUGAGACCACCAUUUUGCUGAAGCAAAGCAGGUCUUGGUCUGGUCAAUGCCUGGUUGAGGACUGCCUGGGAACCAUAUGUAAGCCACCUUGGUUUUCUAUCAUGAAAAGAAAGGCGGGGUAUAAAUGUAACAAAUAAAUAAAAAAUAAAUUAACAUUAAAAAUUAAUUUGUGGAAAAUGAUUGGCACAAGCCAGCAAGUUAAGCAUGUUUAAGGCUGCAAUCCUAUGCACUCCUAUUUGGGAAUGUAAGCUCCCUUGGGGAAGAGCCGCAGCUCAGUGGUAGAGGAACUGCUUUGCAUGCAGAAGGUCUUGGGUUCGAUCCCUGGUAUUCCAGAUAGGGCUGGGAAAGACUGAAACUGUGAAGCGUCACUGCCAGUCAGUGUAGACAAUAUUGAAGGACCUCUGGCCUGACUGAGUAUAAGGCAGUUUCCUAUUAUCACCGUGGGAUUUACUUAUAGGUCAACAUGCAUGGGACUGGGUUGCAUAACUUGUUUUCAAUGAAAGUUAAGCAUAUACUUAAAUCUCUCCCAUUGGAUUCCAUAGGGCUUAAAAUUGCUUGACGUUGGCUGAGUUGUACCCUAUGCUUUGGUAUUAGCAGAUGGAUUGCAAUUGCCACCUCCUUGGAAGUGAAUGGGGAAAUGUGUUAUCGAGAACAUGCACAGGGCUCUGAUCAAGGGUAUGGGCUAAUACUAGAAGGUCCUUCUGUGCUACUAAUGUGGGAAGGGGUUACAUGAGAAGCACAUUAUUCUGAGAAAGCUAGGGAACUGAGUCACAAAUUUGGUCUGCAGAAAGGGGAAUUUGCUUGAGAUGUUCGUAACAGGUGCACCCUUUCUCUUUUUUCAAUGAGUCCGUGUCCAGUCUCAGACCAAUCCUGGCUAAGUAAAAGCCCUUGCAGAAUAUUCCAUGUAUUGCUCAAAUGUGUAGGUAAGAUGUUUGUCAUGCAGUUUUGCUUGCUUAGCUUUGUGGAGAUAUUGUUAGCCUUACAAGAAGUUUGAUAUGUUUCAGUCCAGUCUGUCAGCAAGGUGCACCUUUGGAAUUUGUGCGGUGGAGCAGGGUAAAAGAGACAAUCAAUGGGGACCUUUAAUCAGAGGAGGUUGUGGAGUAAACUGAGGGAGCAUCCCAGAAUCUCCUGCCUGGAUGAUUGACAUAAGUGAGCCAUGCCAUAUGCCACUUUGUUCUAGAGGUUUCUGUGCAAAUUAAUUUGCAGAUUUACAGUGUGACCCUAAUUAGGUCUGUUCAGAAGUAGGGACAGAGGAGAAAUUCAAUUUAGUUCUCAUUUAAAGGUGAAUUCACACUUUCCAAAACAAUACGAGAACCAAAACAGAGCCAUCCUUUGAAAUAUGCAGUGUUUACAAAAAUGUGGAGAACUGAAUUUAGGAACUAGGAAAAGGAGAAAUUGACAGACCCAUCCAUCCCUACUCAGGAGUAAAUCCUAUUGCAGGGUUAGUCAGCCAAGGAGAGGGCAAAGAGUGGGUGGUGGCUUCCUUUAAAGCCUUUAUGCAGGUUCCUUCUGAAUGCCUCCCCUCCCCCUCCCCCCAGUUGGUCUCAAGCCUGCUGCCUGCUGGAGUCAGCCCAGCUGGUGGACAUGCUGCUGUCUUUCUGACAAGGCACAUAGUGGCCAUGUUGUGAAGAAUGUCAUGCUUCAUCUUUGUAGAAAACUCGAGUUGCCUGGACUGCUUGGUUUUUGUAUGGUUUUAGUGACGUGAGUGAAAAUAAUGUUUCCAAUGAUGGAUUUCUGUUUUUGUAAAAGGAAAUAGCACAGGAGCCCUUGUGCAUUCCAAACAAGUUAAUUAAAUGUAGACGAAAUGCAAUUCAAAUAGGCUGCAGUGUUGGUCCAUGGAAGAGCCUACCCAAGCUUGGGUAGAGCAAGACAGGCUUGGUAAAGAAAACCUAACAGGGUCGGGGGCUGCCUCAGAUGACCUUUUUACUAGGCAUUCCUCUUCAUUUGUUUGCACAAAGCUAACAUGGAGGUUACAUGAAGUCCACUUUUCACUGAGCGUUUGUUCCGAUUUAUUUGCAGGGAGGUUAUACAGCAACAAGCAUUCGUCCUGAUUUGCUGGAAGUUGGAUGUCUUCCCUUCAGUUGAUUGCUAUCCCGCACAUUUUAGCAGAUUCACUUUCGUUGCACAAAAACUAAAUAUUCAGGAUGUAAUUGAAUCCCUUCCGCAAUAUAGGGACAGUCUGAGGUGGCCAUGUGUGCUUAAUCCCCUUGAAGCCAGAGGUCCUGAAGCUCAUCUAGAUUUUGUGCAGGAUUCUGUCCCAACAGUGGCAUGGUAAGGAUUGACGGGUUGACAGAAAUUGGAAGUAGCACCUAUUCAAACACUUUAGCCCAGGAGUUCCCAAAUUGUGGUCCGCGAGCUUCAUGCAGGUGGUCGGUGGCAUGUCUGUGGAUUUGUGGUUGAAGACAGCAUCACAUGAAAUAUUCCUAUUUUAAAAAAUUGUAUUUUAUUGCUUUUAUUUCUUGUGGUACCGUAAAUAACACAUUUUAUUAUGGCAUAAAUGUUUGUAGAUUAGGCUCCACUUUACCAGAUGAAGGGUAAUCUUCAGCCCUAGAUGGAUGUAGUAAGUGGGCAGAGGGGGAGUAGCAAGUGGCGAGGUCAGAGGGAAAUGAAAUGCAAAAAGGAUAGUGACAGUGCAGUUAUUGAGUGUAUGCACAAUAAGCACAGAGAGCUUUGACUGCACUUAUCUUGCAUACAUUCUAGCUCCUUGUUACUAUCCACACUUGAUGCAUUUUCUUUCCCUCUGAUCUCACUGCUUUACUCCUUCCUUUUUUGCUUGAAGGUAGGUAGGGGUGUGUUUGUGUACACCUUAACCCACAGGCCCCACUUGCAUGUCACGCUAAGCCAAAUCAGGGCUUAGUGCGAAUGGGUUGGCUCCCAAGGAGAUCCAAGACACUUUGCUCCCUUCCAGGCUUUUGGGGUCAGUGUAGUCCUAGGCCAAGGUUUAGCUUGCUGCAAGGGGUGGGGAACCCUCUUGGCUCCAUGGGCCACAUCCUUAGCAGGAUUUGCUUUGUGGGCCAAAUUUGACAGGUGGGCAGGGGCUGAUGCCUGCACUGCCCCUCCUUUUGAAAAAGCAGCUGGGUUCAAGAAAUGCCAUGUCAAUUUCCUGGAGCAAUGUUACACCAAACGCAUUCUGGAAAAUUAAAAUGGCAGCACUGGGAUUGAGCUUUCUGUUGCUGCUGCCUCCACCAGGUAUACCCACCAGGAACCCCUGGCAUAGGAAGGGGGACCUCUGGAAGGCAUUCUGCCAACUGCCUCCUCUAACCUAAAGCUGGUCUUGCAUUUCCCAACUCUGCUUAAAUGAAGCAAUCCCAGUAAUGACAAUAGUAAUAAUUAUUGUUUAAAAACUAAGCACUAUACAAGUGGACAGCAUCUAAAACAUGUUAGGAAGCAAAGGUCCUAUAGAUUUUGUGCAAGAUCCAUUAGCUGCAAAAGGCGGAAGCCCAGGACAGGGAAAGCCAAUGUGGCAUUCUGAAGUUGCUGUGACUAGAGCUCCCAUGGUGCCUGAUAAUUGGCCAUAGGGGCUGGGACUAGCGGGAUGAAUACACAACCCCUCAUCUGAAGGGGAGUACAUUGGCUAUUUCUGGCUCAGGGUAUGGAGACACAGAGCUUUCGUGCUACUUUUUUUAAUGUGUGAAAGGCCACUGCAGCAAUUCAUAGAUUUUGCAGCUGCAAGAGGACCACCCCAAUGAAUGAACCUUUGCUGGGAUUCCGAAAGUUAGCAACUGUUUCUCCACUCCCCCCCCCCCCCCGGUUGCAUUUGUUCUUCAGGAAAUAUGGUAAUAUGUCUUAUGCUAUUGCAAGCCACAUAUACCCUCUUCUGGCUCUAGCUGUAUUUAUCUUUCUAUUAUAUGAAUACUGACAGAUUUAGCAGAGUAGAAUCAAUGCCAGCCUUCAUCCUUUGCCAACAUCUGCUCAUUCUGCCACUUGGUUGGUGCUUCAUCUCUUUCUUCCCCCUGCUGAAUUAUAUUAAUUCUCCGCAGCCUCAACUAUGACCUUCACCAAAUUUUCCACAUUAUGUACAAGACAACAUGUCCAUGGUGAUUAUCAAUACUGUGCCUAAC